AUGGCCACCUCAUCGCACAACUCACCACCUCUCAGCUCCGCCUCAUCCGAUACGGUUGUAGAAGACCUACGUAAGCCGACCCGUCGUGGCCGUCGUUCGUUCUCAACCUCGGCGACCUCGUCAUCAUGGAACGCCUCGCGUCAAGCGGUUCUUAACGUGUUGCAUCUGAUCAGCCCUUGGACUUGGUUCAACGCAUUCCUCAAUCUGUUUUAUGCACUUUGUAAUGUCGGGUAUCAAAUUUAUCAGGCUGGUGUGGAUCUUCUCUUUACUGCACCUGUGAGUACAUACUACUACUGCCCGUGCAGCUCCGAUUUGGGAUCUCGGAGCCCUCGCACGAACCCGUCGAUAGACUCGGGAGCCCGAACCGACGCGGCAGCAGUCGGAACGAAUGGUCGCUGCAACAUGUCAGCGAAGAAUCCUAAACUGAUUCCUGCACCUGUUUUUCCAACCCCCCAGUACCGCCCUCUUCCCGAUGGAGUCGAGCCGUUCGGCCGAGUUGCGAUCAUCGGCGCUGGACUGAGCGGAAUUUCCUCGGCGGCCCAUAUCGUAGCGCAUGGUUUCGACGUCGUCAUUUACGAAGCCGAUGAUGUGAGUCGAAUCUCGAUGGAAAUGGGAAGCUUAUGAGUGCCUCUCCCCGGAGUGCAUGGAUGCUGACCGCAAAUUUGUUCACCUUUGCUCCAGAAAAUCGGUGGCAUCUGGGCCAAUGUCAAUUCAACCUCGUCGCUGCAACUCAAUUCACUCCUGUACCGGUUCCACCCUUCCAUUCGUUGGUCAUGUGGUUUCCCUCAACAGCCCGAGAUCGUGUCCAAGAUUCAAACCGUGUUUGAGAGAUACCACCUUGGUUCCCGAACCAGGCUCUCGACCCGUGUUACCAAGAUCGUUCGAGACGAAGGUUCCUCCACGGACCCUAACAAGGGUGGUCAUGCGCGCUGGAUCGUCAACGAUGGAGAAGACGGUGUUUUCGAUGCUGUUAUUGCGACUGUUGGCACGUGCGGAACCCCCAAGUGGAUCGAUUUCCCUCACAAGGACAAAUUCAAAGGCAGACUUCUCGUCAGUGCAACACACCGUUCGGCUUGACUCGGCGUCAAUAACUGUAAGGCUGACUUGGCACAUGCUCCGCCUCUCCUUCCACAGCACUCUUCUCAACUUGACUCGAUAGGUGAUUUGAAGAGCAAGAAAGUCGUCGUCCUCGGCUCAGGCGCCUCGGGCGUGGAAGCCGCCGAGCUAGCCGUGUCCAAACAGGCGUCCGAAGUCGUCGUGCUCGCCCGAACGGACAAGUGGGUCAUUCCACGAUCGACCGUGUUCGACGUUCUCCUUUCCCUCCAACCUUUCGGUCGCGAGAUGGUGAGUUGUGCCGAUGCGUCUCAUCGAUCACACAAGCCCUGACGGGCAAACUGGACCGACUCGCAGCCCCUAUCUUUCAUCCCUGAAUGGUUCAUUCGCUCGUUCCACUACCGAGACCUGGUCAACCUGUCUCCGAAGAGGAAAGGUAUUUUCGAAGGGUGAGCCCCGUAUUACGUCGAACCUUGACGUCGACUAGCUCGAUGCUGAAACGGUUGAUUGCUCACAGUACCCCCAUCGUCAACAACGACUUUUUGGAUCACAUUCGAGAAGGCAAGAUCGCGUACAAGCGAGGCGACACGCAAGAAUUCACUGCGCAAGGUGUGCGCUUCAGUGAGCGAGAGAGGGAUCAGGAUAUUGGGGAAGAAGGCAUUGAUACCGUCGUGACUGCGGAUAUCGUUGUCUUUGCGACUGGAUGUGAGUUGUGUUGAUCGCUUCCUGCGUGUGUGAGUGGGGGGGGGGGGGGGGGGGCACUGACCUGGUCGUCACGAGUUUUGCAGAUGAACGCCCGAGCAUCGAUUUCCUUCCCAAGGACUUGUUCCCGUAUGUGUCUUCCUUGAACAUUUGAAUGGAGCGUGAGUCUGACCAGAUGUACCGAUUAUUCUGUAAUAGUGUCGAGGGUGCCCGAGACUACCAGCCGCCGAACCUUUACAUCCAAAUGUUCUCUACCGAGGAUUGCAGUGUUCUUCUGACCAACGCGGCCUAUCUCGACGCAAUGUAAGCACCUCGACCCUACUCUGCUGAACAUACAGCGUGACUUACGGAGCUUCAACCGCUCUCGCAGUGGCACGGUCGGCUCAUUCCACAUCGGCGUAUUCGCUCGCGUCCUGAUGCUCUUCCUACUCGACAAGCGUACUCGACCGUUGCCCAAAUCAAUGAAGACCUGGAUCGACGUGAUCAAUUGGAUCAAGCGCACCGCCUUCGGCGAGCACGGCACUUCGGGUUUGGCGUUCUUCACUUAUGCCGAACUGCUCAUUUGGCUUGUGUAAGUACUGUUCUGGCGCGAAAUGUGCGGUUGGGAUGAUGGAACUGACGCGAUGACCGGGGAUGACGAGCACAGGGUCUUCCAUUUCUUCAAGCUCGCUCGAUUGGCUUGGAUGCCUUUCGUGCUCUUUGGCUGUAAGUUUUUGCUCGAGUACUUCUCCUACGUUCUUUCUUGGAAACUGACGAUGAACUGAACGGUCAUGAAAAAGGGGGCGUGAAACCGACGAUGAGCCGCAAGUACGUCCACACGUGA
Molecule: messenger RNA, 2578 nt
Organism: Microbotryum saponariae
Lineage: Eukaryota; Fungi; Basidiomycota; Microbotryomycetes; Microbotryales; Microbotryaceae
Source: the annotation of a GenBank genome assembly